Molecule: messenger RNA, 1767 nt
Organism: Wasmannia auropunctata (little fire ant)
Lineage: Eukaryota; Metazoa; Arthropoda; Insecta; Hymenoptera; Formicidae
Gene: CAH1
Product: carbonic anhydrase 2
Exons: 7
Coding region: 481-1299 (272 amino acids)
Cellular component (GO): cytoplasm
Molecular function (GO): carbonate dehydratase activity; zinc ion binding
Source: RefSeq, a predicted model, not a curated record
GUCGGAGUAGGACGCGUAAAAGCCUACUACCGGUCGCUUUCCCGAUCGCGCAGGAAAAAGAAGCGAAGACGAGGGAGAAACUCGACGGAGCCGCGCCGCGGGGAAAGUAUCGGCGUAACGGAAGGAAGCGCGACGCAGUGACGCACUCGUGUAGCUUUGGCGAAGGUCUCCUCUAUAUCUCCGGAACCUGCUCGGUGAAACCCGCCGCGGGUUUCGUGAAGUUGAAAAAUCGCGAAGGCCGCGAAUCGCGCCGUCGGCCUCGCGGCCCCCUCGAAAACGUCGCGAGACUCUAACGUGGUGGUCCAAACGAUCCCGGCGCUUCCCCGACGCACCGGCGACCACGGGACGCGAGUGCUCGUGCGUCCGAUCGACGCGAGUCGACGCGCAAGCGGUCAAGACGAGCGGGUGCGAAUUCUGCUGGGACCUCAAUUUAGUGGACCUCGACCUCCCGUGGGCAUCCAGGCCGAAUCGGACGCGACGAUGGGUUCGAAGGACGAGUGGGACUACUUCCGCAACGGACCCAGUACGUGGGUGACGAAAUUCCCGAUGGCAGCCGGCUCCAGGCAGAGCCCGGUGAACAUCGAGACCAAACGGGUGGAAUCCGAUCACGAGGCUCUGAGCAGCAAGCCCCUGCGUUGGAAGUAUCCCGCCACAGCGUCCCGGAAGCUGGUCAAUCCCGGUUACUGCUGGCGGGUGGACACCGACGGCGAGGGCACGUUUUUGAGCGGCGGACCGCUGAUGGACGAUGUCUACAAACUCGAGCAGUAUCACUGUCACUGGGGAUGCAGCGAUUCCAGGGGAUCCGAGCAUACGGUCGACGGGCAAGCCUUCGCCGGAGAGCUACAUCUUGUGCACUGGAACACCAGCAAGUACAAGACCUUCGCCGAAGCCGCGAAAGCUUCUGACGGGCUGGCCGUUCUGGGAGUCUUCCUUAAGGUCGGCAAGACUCACGAAGAAAUGGACAAGAUCGCGCGGCUGCUGCCGUACGUCUCGCACAAGGACGAGGUCGUGGAAAUUACGGAACCUAUCGACCCCGGUAAACUUCUUCCCGACGACAACGGAUACUGGACGUACUUGGGCUCCCUGACGACGCCGCCGUGCAACGAGAGCGUCACUUGGAUCCUCUUCAAAAAGUACAUCGAGGUGUCCCAUCAUCAGCUCAACAUCUUCCGCAAUCUGCGAAAGUUCCCACGUGGCGAGGAGUGCCCGUGCCACGAGAAUCACGGAGUGGUGAUCAACAACUUCCGUCCACCGUUGCCGCUGGGAAAUCGCGUGCUGCGGGAGUGUGGCAGCUUCUGAGGGUCGGCCCCCGCCCGGAAGAUGAGACGGGACGAGAGAGACAGAAAGCGACAGAGGACCGGAUGACUUCCGUUUCCCUCCCCGUGUUGUUUUGCGAACCAACGACCCCGUAGCGACGACCGAUGAUGUGAGCCGCUAUAACGAACCGCCAGCGUUCAACGUGUGCCUUUCGAUUAAAUCAACGAAGACUCGUCCCGCCGAAGCUGUGCAGCCUCUCGUUGCUUUCUCGUAAUCGACUCCGAGUCGUUGACGGGGACUUCCGCCGCGAGCAGGAGGUCUCCUGCUCGCGGAGACGGAUCAAGAAUACUUGAAUAGCUUUAGCUCGCGCGCGGUGCGUGCCGCGAGAGCCCGCCGCAUGUUCUUUGACGCAAUUAUAUAUACAUGCAAGCUAAGUAGAUCUUAGAAUCUAACCGGCAUACCGUUAUCAAAUAAUCACUGCGAAUCACCGGAAGACCGCAAAACCAAAAA